CUAUAUGGAUUAACGGUGCGGGAGAAGCGACCGGCAAGGAGGACCGAGGAUCAGCGGGACUGUACCGCUAAGCUUUUCGGUGUGAGUGACCGGACGACAGUUUUACUGGGACGUUACCACGCCUUUGUUUUAGCCUAUUCUAUCUUUUUUAUUCUCUUCUUUUCUACUCCCGACUGCAGGGGAGACGCACAGAGUCGAGUUAACAGAGGGUGAGCGACGUAAACACACACUUGGAGACGGAGAGAGAGAGAGAGAGAGAGAGAGAGGAGGAGGAGGAGGGAGAGCUAGAAGCUCGCGACUGUGAAGUGAAAACCCCAAAAUUCGUUACAGAAAACGUUUCACGGUCUCCAACAAAGGAGGGAAGGCACUACACUGGAUUUUUUAUGAGUGUUGAAUCACCAACUUAGUCUGCCUAACCCCUUUUUAUUGGAAUAAUUAGACUUUUCUGCCCUUCUGUCUGGGAUAUAUAUAUAUAUUUUUCUUGUAGUGGAAUUCUUCCUAUUUCACCUGCACGAGGGCAGCGACCGGCGGGAAAGGAGGAGGGGAGGGAGGCACUACUGGCCGGGAAGAAGAGGAGAAACAAGAGAAGAAAAAGAAGCGGCUGAAGGGGAAGGAGAGGUUCGGGGUGGGGGGAGACCAUUUCAGUUUCUCUCGGAUGGGAUUGUUUGCUCACCCCGUGGAUGGAGGGAUGAAACCGGGAGAAAAACACGGGGAGAGAGAGAAAGAGAGAGGAAGGAGAAGUGGAGGAUGUAGUCGUCGGGCGCUGUGAGAAUGCAAAACGGACGCACCCCUCUGGAAGACAGGAUUGAACUAUAAACCCGUACGGAAUUUACACACACCCAAAGGAUAUUACACAUAUUUACCUCGACAUACACAUAUAUGGGGUAUAUUCUCUUAUCUGGAACCUAUUUGCGUGGAGUUACAACUAUAAUCACCACUACCAUUCUAAUAAUGGGAUUUGGAAAGAUAACUGCACCCUGACACUCGGUGGAGGAAGGAGCCGCAUCCGGAAAGAGCUUGUUUAACAUGAUCCUCCAACAGCAGCUGUCCACCAGAAUUUGCAUAGAGAUGUUCAUGAUUACAACUUUCAAUCUGCCCUCAAUUGACUGAAAACACACAGAAGAUUUUGGACCUGCAUCCUCAUCCAUGAUGUUAUAGCUGCGGUAACAUGUGAUUCCUGACGCAGAGUGUUAUCAGCUGUUACGUCUCUGAAGGUGUUGUGUCCAGGUGGGGUGGUAACCAUGGAGAGGCUUUUGCUGUGUGUGAUGCUGGCAGUUGCCAUGGCAGUGAGGGCACAGAUCUGCCCGAAGCGCUGCGUAUGUCAGAUCCUGUCGCCCAACCUGGCAACCCUCUGUGCCAAGAAAGGUCUACUGUUUGUACCACCAAACAUUGAUAGGCAUACAGUGGAGCUACGGCUGGCUGACAACUUUGUCACAAGUGUGAAGAGGAAAGAUUUUGCAAACAUGACACGGCUUGUAGACCUAACAUUAUCUAGAAACACCAUCUCCUACAUCACACCUCAUGCCUUUGCUGAUCUGGAAAACCUCAGAGCCCUACACCUCAACAGUAACCGGCUGACGAGGAUAGGCAACGACACAUUCAGCGGGAUGUCCAAGCUCCACCACCUGAUUCUGAACAACAACCAGCUGGUGAUGAUCCACCAGGGAGCGUUCAAUGACUUGCUGGCGCUGGAAGAAUUGGACCUCAGUUACAAUAACCUGGACUCUAUUCCAUGGGAGGCCAUUCAGAAAAUGACCAGCCUCCAUACGUUGAGUUUAGACCACAACAUGCUGGACUUCAUUCCAGAGGGAACCUUCUCGCUGCUGCAGAAACUCAACCGGCUGGACGUCACCUCCAAUAAACUCCAAAAGCUACCACCGGACCCUCUUUUUCAACGAGCACAGGUCCUGGCCACGUCAGGGGUCCUGACCCCUUCUUCCUUCGCGCUGUCAUUCGGUGGGAACCCUCUCCACUGUAACUGUGAGUUACUGUGGCUGAGACGGUUGAACAGGGAGGACGACCUGGAGACAUGCGCUUCACCCCAGCACCUCUCCGGUCGAUACUUCUGGUCCAUCCCUGAGGAAGAGUUCUUGUGUGAGCCCCCCCUCAUCACCAGAUACUCCCAUGAGAUGAGGGUGCUUGAAGGGCAGCGGGUUGCGCUAAGGUGUAAGGCAAGAGGUGACCCAGAGCCAGCCAUCCACUGGAUCUCCCCGGAGGGCAAAUUGGUAUCUAACUCCUCCAGAACGUUGGUCUACACCAACGGGACCCUGGACAUCCUCAUCAGUACUGUGAAAGACACUGGCUCCUUCACUUGUAUCUCCUCCAACCCCGCUGGUGAAGCCCACCAAACAGUAGACCUGGUUAUUAUUAAACUCCCUCACAUCUCCAACAACACCAACAACAUCCAGGAACCUGACCCGGGAUCAUCAGACAUUUCCACGUCGACCCGAGGCGGAGCCAACGGAAGCAAUGUGACUGGUGAUGUGAAGGGCGGGGUGGACAAGAGGGUGGUCACCGCUGAGGCUACGUCAUCGACAGCCCUGAUCAAGUUCAACUUUCAGAGGAAUAUUCCAGGCAUUAGGAUGUUCCAGAUACAGUACAACGGGAGCCAGGACGACUCACUAGUGUACAGAAUGAUCCCCCCAUCAAGCAAGAACUUCCUGGUCAACAACCUGGCAGCAGGGACCCAGUAUGACCUCUGCGUGUUGGCCAUCUACGAUGAUGUCAUCACCUCCCUGACAGCGACACGCGUGGUCGGCUGUGUGCAGUUCACCACCGAGUCGGAGUACAUGAGGUGUCAUUUUAUGCAGUCGCAGUUCCUCGGCGGGACUAUGAUCAUCAUCAUUGGAGGGAUAAUAGUGGCCUCGGUGCUCGUUUUCAUCAUCAUCCUGAUGAUACGGUACAAGGUGUGCAACCCUGGAGAGGGUGGUAAAGGUGUCUCAAUGUCGAUGACCAACGUUCACUCACAGACCAAUGGGCAGCAGUCACAGGGAUGCACUGUGACUCCCAGCGCCUCUAAACAUGGCUCAAUCGGAUUAGACGACCUCUCAGGAGGCACAAAGAAAAGGAGCGGAGCAGCAGGAGGAGGAGGUGGAGGCAAGGAUACUCUGACUCAGUCGUCCGACUCUUCCCUGCCUGACUGCUCCACGGCUACGUCAGUCCUCAGCCAGCCUUGGGGUGCCAGGAGCCCGACAGGUGGCAUCGAGGAGCGGGAGAAAGUGGGUGAAGAGAGAGCUCAAGCUGGCGUCUCCAUGCCCACCGCUGCCUCCGCCACCGGCACGCUACCCAAGCCAAAGCGGAAACCCGCUCCGAGCAAGCCAGGCUCGGUCUGCUCCAACACCUCGGCCGUCCCCGAAAACCUCCCCUCCUCCUCCCCUCGCCCGCCAUCCUCCUCCUCCUCCUCCACUGCCACUUCUGCCCUCCUCCCUCCCUCCACCCCCCUAGAGAACCUCAACACCAACCGCAACAACUCCACCUCCCUCAACCAGACCCCGCCUCCCUUCGCCCCUUCCCCUUUCUCCAGCCCCCUCACCACGCCGAGCCCCGUCCCAUCCAUCCGAUUCAGAGAGACGCCCAUCCUGCGUCGGGCUCCCCGCCCUGGCUCCUCCUCCUCCGCUGCUUCCUCCUCCGCCAAGUACCAGACUCUCCCCACAGAAGAGGGAGGGAGGAGCAGGGCGAGGAGGAGGUACUCCCUCAGCGAAGGAGGCUCAAAGACUCUGUCAUCCCAUCAGGGAGGAGGAGGAGCACCCAAACUGGGGCGCAUAGUGCGGAAUAAAAGGAGCCAAUCAAUGAGUGGGAUGCUGCUCCCUAAAGAUGGAGAUGGAGACUCGGACAAAGGGCGGUGUGACUCGGACUGGAUCUUAGAGAGCACGGUUUGAACUGAAACGAGACAGCGACCACAAAAGAAACUUUGGUUUAUCCAUUAUUGUUUAUCUUUUGUAUGAGUGUGUGUCUGAGACUUUGUGUGCGUGUGUGUUUGUGUGUGUGUGUUUGAAUUUGUUUAUAGAUGUGUGAGUGAAGGUGAAAGUGUGUGUGUGAGCAUUUGUAACAUAUGUUUUUGCCGUUUAGAAUGUGCAUUAUUGGUGUGUGUGUGUUCAUGUUAGCUGUUGCUGGACGAUUGACCGUGUGUGUGUGUGUGUGUGUUCUGCGUUCAUACUGUUUGUUUUCAACCAUUCUUUUUUUUAAUUUUUCAUAACUUUUCUCCACAACUCUUUGUAUUCAGUUUACUGUUUUUCCACUCUGACAGUUUCCUAUCCGUUUUGCAGUCGGUCAUUCAGCGAGUGGGUAACUUGCCUUCGUCUCGUAGCGUCCUUGAGUUGUCUCGCUGGUUCCACUUUAUAGCACAAAAAGAAAAACAAGACAAUGGGCUCGCCACGUCAUUUUCCAAUUCACACUCACCUUAUCUGAAAAUACCACGAAAAGGGAAUAAUAACAGGAAAAAAAGAGUAAAAAAAAAAACAAUACAAGAACUGAAAUGCACACCAUUCUUAACGUUCACACGGCCACAGAAAAUGUGCGUCCAUACGGUGGCAAGAGAAUAGCAGUCGGUGCCUUCUUUUGCACUAACAGACACAUGAUAUAACCGGAUUUUGGACUCCACCACGGCUCCACGAACAAGAGAUUAGGACAGAAGGGGAACAAACAAGGGAACAGAAAGAUUUCACACAUAGCCUUUCUUACCUACUGAGGAGUACAGACGUUUUCUUGACAUACAGACACAAACUGACAAACAGCAAGUAACAAACAGAUAAAGACUUUAACGGACCUCUUACGAAAUUGAUAUUUUUUAAAGGGAAGAAUAAAAAAAAGAAGAUAAAAACCUUGCGAACUUUUCACUGACAUCGGUUUAAACUACAGCCUGUGUCGGUCACAAGCUCCUGGAAAGCUUCUGUACAGAAAAAGACAACAUGUACUGUGUUGUUAUGUUGUGUAAAAUAAAAAGGGAUAAAAUGAAAA
Molecule: messenger RNA, 4956 nt
Organism: Lates calcarifer (barramundi perch)
Lineage: Eukaryota; Metazoa; Chordata; Actinopteri; Centropomidae
Gene: lrfn5a
Product: leucine rich repeat and fibronectin type III domain containing 5a
Exons: 11
Coding region: 1242-3878 (878 amino acids)
Molecular function (GO): protein binding
Source: RefSeq, a predicted model, not a curated record